AGGGACAUGAAUGAAAUUUUGAAUACAAUAUGACACAAGUGAUAUUUUUGCGAUAGUUCGAAUACUAUUAGUAAAAAACGUAUUAUCCAAACUCUCCCCAACGAUAGAUACACCUUAUCCAUUCCAAGAUGAUCCAAAAGUCCAAACAAUCGUCAUGGUGGAUCGCUCCCCGCCAGAGCCAACAAAGCGAGAAAAACUAAUGCGAGACCAUUACGGCCAAUAUUACCCGCCAUUUCUUCGCCUCCUCGUUCUACAAACAGUUGAAACCCCCAACUGAAAUUUUCUGGGGGAAGAAAAGCCACAAUUCACCAUGUACGAACUAAGGCCAUUUCACCACCAUCCCCGCCCUCCUCCUUCCCACCCAAACCCACAGAACUCCAAACUCAGAACACAUUUCCAUGCUUCUGUUUCCUUAUCCCAGGUUUCCACCACCCUCGAAGUCGCCCCUCAUCCGCCAUUGUUGCAGUCCUCAAGCUUCCAGCUGACGGCCAGCUCGACUGAUGCCAGGAGCGUCGUUCCCAUCAGAGCAAGGCAUGCCCAGAUGAUAAAAUCACCCAAAAACAGCGAUUCCGAGCCAAAGGCCAGAGCUUUGGUCACUUCUUACUUGGAGCUCGGCGAUCGUGGGUCGGCUGUUGUGGGGUUUCUGUUGGGUCUGGAGGGGAAUUACGCUUUAUGGAUUUCUUUCCUGGAAGAAUUUGAGAGCUCGGGAGGCGAUUUGAGGGAAAUCCUUGAGGUUUUCCUUGACUUGAAAUGUAGAGGCGGCGUGGGUUUUGGCAGCAGGGUUGUCACUUUGAUCUUGAAGAUUUGUGCUUCUGUGCAUCAUUCAUGGAUGGGUUUGGGAAUUCAUGCUGGUUUGAUCAAGAUGGGACUGGAUUCAGAUGUUUACAUAAGCUGCGCCUUGCUAGGUUUUUAUAGCAGGUGUUUUGGUGUGGGAAUUGCCAACCAGGUGCUUACUGAAUUGUCUGAACCAGAUGACCGGUUGUGGAACCAGGCAAUCAUCAUGAACUUGGAGGGUGGUGAGUUCAGUCAAGCUCUUGAGCUCUUUAGAGCAAUGCAAUUGGGCCCUUGGAAGACCAGUCCUCGUACAAUUGUGAAGCUGUUGCAAGCAUGUGGGAAAGAAGGAGCUCUGGAUAAAGGGAAGCAGAUUCACGGGUACGUUCUAAAACAUGGAUUGGAAUCCAACUCUUUUGUAUGUAACUCGCUGGUAACAAUGUACUCUAGAAAUCAUAAGCUGAACCUGGCUACUAGAGCUUUUGAUUGGAUGGAAGAUCCCAGCUCAUCUUCUUGGAAUUCGAUUAUUUCUAGUCACGCCUUGCAUGGCCAUUUGAGUGAUGCGUGGAAUCUUUUUCAUGAGAUGGAAUUCUCCGGAACGAAACCAGACACCAUAACUUGGAACUGCCUGUUGUCAGGGCAUGCUCUUCAUGGUUCAUAUGAGGAAAUCCUUACCAUUCUGCGACGCAUGCAAACGGCUGGCUUUAGGCCAGGUUCCAGCUCCAUUACCAUCGUUCUUCAAGCUGUUAUUGAGCUGGGCCUCCUGACUGCUGGUAAAGAAAUUCAUGGAUAUGUGAUGAGAAAUGAGCAUGAGUUCGAUGUUUAUGCGGGAACUUCGUUGGUGGACAUGUAUGUAAAGAAUGACUCUAUGUCCAGUGCACAGGCAGUUUUUGACAAUAUGAAGAACAAAAACAUAUUUGCUUGGAACGCACUGAUAUCAGGCUACUCGUUUCAAGGCCAGUUUCAGGAUGCUGAAAGAUUACUGGCUCAAAUGGAGGAGGAAGGAAUUCAACCUGAUUUAGUCACAUGGAAUGGACUGGUUGCUGGGUAUUCCAUGCAUGGCAAGAAUGACGAAGCUCUGGCUGUGAUUGAUGACAUCAAAAGUUCAGGUUCAAACCCAAACGUGGUUACAUGGACUUCUCUCAUUUCAGGUUCUUCUCAGCAAGGCAACUACAGGAAAUCCUUGAAACAUUUUAUUCAAAUGCAACGAGAAGGGAUUCUGCCCAACUCUGCCACAAUUUCCUGCUUGCUUCGAUCUUUCGCAGGCCUCUCCCUUUUGCAGAAUGGUAAAGAAGCUCACUGCUUCAGCAUUAGAAAUGGUUACACUGACGAUGCCUUCAUAGCUACAGCACUGAUCGACAUGUACAGUAAGUCAGGUGAUAUAAAGAGUGCAUAUGCAGUUUUCAGGAAGACCAAAAACAAAACCGUACCCUGCUGGAAUUGCAUGAUGAUGGGAUUUGCAAACUAUGGUCUUGGGACAGAAGUGAUUUCGCUUUUCAAUGAAAUGCAAGGAUCUGGUCUGCUUCCAGAUGCCAUAUCAUUCACGGCUGUGCUCUCCGGUUGCAAGAACUCGGGUUUAGUCAGCGAGGGAUGGAAGUACUUUGACAGCAUGAGCAAAGCUUUUAGUAUAGAGCCAACAACUGAGCAUUACUCUUGCAUGGUGGAUCUUCUUGGAAGAGCUGGGUAUCUUGAUGAAGCUUGGGACUUUAUCCAAACAAUGCCAUUGAAACCGGAUGCCAGCAUGUGGGGCGCUUUCCUCGGGUCAUGCAGAAUCCACCGGAACCUGGAGUAUGCAGAAAGUGCAGCCAAGCAGCUUUAUGAGUUGGAGCCUCGUAAUUCGGCUAAUUAUGUUGUGAUGAUGAGCUUAUAUGCCAUGUCAAACAGGUGGGGAGACGUUGAUCGUAUAAAAGAUGUCAUGUACAACGAAGGACUGAAACCUGGACCGAUAUGGAGCUGGACACAGAUUGAUGACCGGGCUCAUGUGUUCUAUGCCGGAGGGAAACCCCAUGAAGAUGAAGGGGAGAUCUACUUUGAGCUGUACCAAUUGGUUUCUGAAAUCAAAGAGCUUGGAUAUGUAGCUGAUAAGGCGUGCGUCCAUCAGCAGGUGGACGAUGAUGCUGAAAGGGAGAAGUUGCUUCUGAGUCACACUGAGAAACUGGCCAUAACUUAUGGACUGAUGAAGAGGAGAGGCGGCAGCAGCGCGCCUAUCCGAGUGAUCAAGAACACAAGAACUUGUUCCGACUGCCACACGGCUACGAAGCUCAUUUCCCUUGCGAGAGGCUGUGAGAUUCUCCUCAAAGAUGGCAUACGUUUUCACCAUUUCAAGGCAGGGAAGUGUUCUUGCAACGACUACUGGUAGUAGAAUUCACUACUACUCUCUUUCUCCAUGUUAGGAAUAUACAUGGCCCAGAUAUAUGGAUCUCAUGCUCUUCAGUGAUCAUGUUGGCUCGAGUUCAUAAUCUUAACCAUGAUUCAGUGUCAUGAGGUGAGCAGAAUUAUAUAAUAGUGCAGAAAGUGCAGAUGCAAAAGAAAGAAAUGUAUAUGAUGAUGAAGGCCACAAUUUACAUUUCAAGAGCACAGCAAAGGCCAACCAAAAACAAAAGCACAUGGAGGAAAACAAAAUUAAAGAGGAAGACUCAAAGCCAGCAGAAACAAGGAGGUAAAAGAGCACAUCAAAACCGGCUACACAGAUGGCUUGCAUGUGAGAGACAAUGGAAAGACCAACGAUGACUGCUGUGCUGUCACUACACAACCUACAUUGAUAUGACUGUCCUUACUAGAUUUGUUCUUGACAUCACAACAACACGCGGAGUAGACGAGGAUGAGGAAGACGAGGAUGAGGAUGUUGACGGCCUCAACUAGCUUCCACUCUCGUCGAGGAGCGAGACCGGUCUUGCAGGAGUUGCAGUCGUACCAGAGAAAGAGAGACCAAGGGCAAUGUCGUUGUCCGUGAUAAAAGCAUACAGAAAGGGGCAUUCGCCUCCCUCUACAGGCUUUGGAUGAAUUUCAGACAAGAAGAUUCAGCCCACGGUGAACCAUCCAUUGGCAGAAGCACAAAGAAAACAUUCCUUGAUCACAACUAAUUGGCUGUCUGUUUGGGUAAUCAGAUAGGCCACAUUCCCGCCAGUUUUUGCUGCUGGAAGGAAAGGAAGAGUAAUAAUCCCUUUUCUACCCCUUCCUUGGUAAACAAGAAAAUGAAAAUGGGUUUCCUUCGAUUCGACGGAUGGGCCAAAAACCGUAUUUGCUAAUGGGCUGGAACUAGAAGUGGCCCAAUAAAUUCUGCUAUUACUAUGUUGUAGCUAGCUUGGCAAACAUUUGGCACAAAAGACAAAACAAUAAAGGAAAAGUCAAAAGAGAGCGUGAGCCAAUUCCAUUACCCUCUUCUCCAACUCCAUUCAUUCGAACUCAACAAGGUGAAUUUUAGAAUCAUAGUUCAUAGAGACCAUCCAUUACUUUCUUCAUUCAUAACUAUAGACUUCUUGUACUCCUCUUUCUUCACUUCCCUCCUCUUACUAAACCAUGCGGCCAAUCUACAACUCUAAUCCCUGUGCAUGGUACGUAUGAGUGUUGUUAACCAGUAAAUCGGUAUUUUCAAAACUAUACCGUAACGAUGGUCUGAUCGGAAAAUCCACUUGUUGGAGUCCAACUUUAUAGUAUGUUUACGUGUAUGAUAAACCAUAGUUUAAAUACAAAAUAGUGAAAAUACCCUACCAGUAUCUUUUUCGAAAAAAAAACUUCUAGUACGAUUUCACAAUCCUUACGCACAGACUUUGAAAUCAAAUCAAUCGUUCAAUAGUAUUAGGUAUGUUACAUUUCUAAGACAGUGGUACAUAUAAUGCAAGUUGGAUUCAUCGUAGGCAGAGGUCCCAUUUUUUCAGUUGGAGCAUGUUGGGAACGUGCGAGACAAUGACUAGAUAGCCCUAAUGCGGUGGAAUCCAUUAAUGCAAAACAACACUACACGUUUCUCUUCUUUUGAUCUUGUCACGACCGACAUUUUUGUAUUAUUGCCAUUUGCCACCACCACCAGUGGUUGAAUUAAUUUCUUAUUAGUACACAAUCCAAAGUCCAAACACGUCCUAAGAUUGUUCAUUGACAAGUCCAUUUUAUAGCAUUAUCACGAGUUGGAAAAAGGCCAUUAUAGGUCGAUUAAAAUAUAGAAGUUUGCAUUCGAGAUGUUCGAAUACAAGUGGUUUAAAGUAAGUGUGUCUUUUGGCUUAGUUUACAAUCUGACUAUUUUGGCAAAUAAGUAUUUAACUUUGAGAUUUCAUAUAUGAAUCGUGAACGAAUAGUUAACCGUCGAAACAAACCUAUAUCAUUCAUACAAAUAAAAUAUACAAUCUGAU
This is a messenger RNA of Linum trigynum, 5114 nucleotides long. The record is from the annotation of a GenBank genome assembly. NCBI's taxonomy places the organism in Eukaryota, Viridiplantae, Streptophyta, Magnoliopsida, Malpighiales, Linaceae.